AUGAAUCCAGGAAAGAAAACAUUUUUUCAAGAAUAUCUGACAAAUCAAGGGACUGUGGUAAAGCCCUAUUGCUGGCAGAGACAGAACCACAUCUGUGCUAAGUGUCCCUACCACAUACGGACUGGUGAAGAAGCAAGAGUCCCUUAUGCAGAAUUUCACAAGGUCUUUGGCUUCCCACACAGACCAACUGCAACUGUGGGAAACAAACACCUUCUCUUCUACGAACUGAAGAAUUUCACAGGCGGAGUAGUCCAAAAAGGCCAUGCUACAAACUGCACUGGCCAAGACAGCCACCCAGAGUCUAUGCUGUUUGAGGCGGGUGGUUAUCUGGAUGCAGUUACAGAUGCUUGUGACAACAUCAGACAGAUCAGCCUCUAUUCCAAUUACUCUCCUUGUAACGAGGCUUAUCACUGCUGCAUCAGUAAAAUCUACAACUUCUUGCUGAAGCAUCCAGAAGUCACGCUCGGCAUCUCUUUCUCGGGGCUUUACCACGCCGAGGAUGGUUUCCCCACCGCCGCGUGGAACCGCGAGGCUCUGCGGAGCCUCUCCAGCCUGUGGCCCCGGGUGACUCUGCAGCGGCUGCCGCCGGGGGCGCGGCCUUACCUCCUCUGCAACUUCGUGUACGGCACUCCAGGGUCAACCCUGGCUCACCCAGCUCCACCAGCAGGCACCUCAGGAGACCAACAAAAUCCGCACCAAAUUAACAGCCUCGGAGGACUGAAACCGUGUUUUAGGGAAGCCUUUCCACAAGCGAUGCAGGGGAAGCUGGGGCAGCAAAAGUUGUCUACUCCCAGUGCAGCCCCCCAGCAACCUUUCCAAGCUAUGAAAGUUCGGCUACCUCCCAUAUCUCAAAGCCUCUUGGUACUUUACCCAGGCAUGUCUCUGCCCUUUCAGGAAGAACAUCUAUACCCCAGACCUAAAAAUAUUGUAAGGCAUUUAAAAAUGCCAAAGGAAUAA
Messenger RNA from Merops nubicus (carmine bee-eater), 957 nucleotides. RefSeq names its product apolipoprotein B mRNA editing enzyme, catalytic polypeptide-like 4 (putative) (gene APOBEC4). The coding region runs from base 1 to 957 and encodes 318 amino acids. The transcript has a single exon. The record is from RefSeq and is a predicted model, not a curated record. Lineage: Eukaryota; Metazoa; Chordata; Aves; Coraciiformes; Meropidae.